GACGCAGAGGUGGACUCGGUCUAUCUUCACUGAGUGAUCAGACCUGCGGACUGCGCAGUGACAGAGGAGUAACACAAAAGAAACAAGAAACAAAUAGACAAGUUUUUUUUUUUUAUUUCCAUGUGGGACGUCUUCUCUCUCUUCUCUCUCUCUCACUGAACGUCUUCCCUGGUCAUACGAGUAGGCUACAAGUUUCCAAUGGACAGACACUUGGAGAAGGCUGGCGCAACAAGCAUGGGAUUAUUUUUGUAAUGUGGAUUGCUACUCCCUUGCAAGAAAAUAAAGGUCCGCUGCGGAACAAUGUGGGACGUUUUGCGUCUUGGAUUCUCGUUUUUCUGGAUAUCUUGAAAAUCAUUGGCAACAGUUGAGAAGGAGAGAAGUUAUGCGCAAAGGAUUGUAUGCUCCGACCCCGGGACCAUCAUGGAUCUGCCAUUACAACCCCCUGCCCCUUAUUUAGAGAAGUUUUAACCCGGUCCACUCGUGUUGUUGUUUUGUUUUGUUUUUUUUUUGCUUGGUAUAAACUUCAUGUUUCAGAACAAAUCGCCACUUUUGGCCUCUUGGAUUUUAAAACGUCGCCUGCCUGUGGAUUGGAUUUCCAACACCAUGAACUUUAUUGACAGUUUGACACUAUUAUUUUUGACGCUGUCAGCUGUCAAGGUGAGUCAUAGCGCCCACAUACCGAAGGGAACAGAAAGAGGUCCACAUGACGUGAUCCCUUUAAUGGAGGUGUACAACAAGAGUUUGUGUCAGCCUCGGGAGCUGCUGGUGGAGAUCCUGCAGGAGUAUCCGGAGGAGGUGGAGCACAUCUUCAUCCCGUCCUGCGUGGUGUUGACGCGCUGCGCCGGCUGCUGCAACGAUGAGAUGCUGCAGUGCACGCCGACAGCCAGCUACAACAUCACGAUGGAGAUUAAAAGAAUAAAACCCCAAAGGCAACAAAAUGAUAUUUUCAUGAGUUUUACAGAACACAGCGCAUGUGAGUGUAGGUUAAAGAAAGAAGCGAAAGACGUGAGAGAAAAAAAAUCCCGGAAAGGCAAGGGCAAAGGCCUAAAGAGAAAACGAAAGAAAAACCGCGACAAAACAGUUCACGAUGCUGUUUGUGAGCCAUGCUGUGAUCACUGCUCCGAGAGGAGAAAACGUUUGUUCGUGCAGGAUCCCGCAACCUGCCGGUGCUCCUGCAAGCACACAGAUGAAUACUGUAAAGAACGCCAGCUAGAGCUCAACGAGAGGACCUGCAAAUGUGACAAGCCAAGGAGAUGAGAGAGGUGGCAGCACCAGAUGUACAAGAUGAAGGAAUAUUCUAGAUAUUUCACAGCACAGCACUUUGACCUUUGAACCGUAAGCUCUUCUUUUCUGUGGAAAGCAUUCCCCUUGGACUGUCUGAGAGAGGACAAUACGAAAGACUGAACUGAAGUUUCCUCCCACUGUAUAUCUGUGUGUAUAUAGACCAUGAUAAAAGUAAAAAAAGAGUACAGAAUUGUUAUGCUGCUACAAAAACAAAUAACUAAACCCAUCAUUUGACAAAAAAAGCAAAUAGCCGCCAUGUGGUUUUGCAUUCUAACAGGCUUGUGAUGCAGGUGUAGUCUUGUUGUCAAUUCAUUGUAUGCAAUUACUUCACUGGAUAUGAGUCUCUACUUUGGUUGUGUGUCAAUGAUAAAAUUGCAAACCUUCUCAAUCUAAGAUAUAUAUUUAACUGCUUAAACGGCGGGUGAGGCUGAAGCGGACAUGGGAGCGCACUCAAUGGAUGGAUUCUCAUUGUGGUCGAUUUCUACUUUUUGCUUUUGGAGUAUAACAGCAGGACAACAGGGACAGCUGAAUCUGUCUUAACAGGAUAUGCAGGACUGACAUGGACUACUAACACAAUGUCACCAUUGUGAUCAGCCUGCAGGAAAAGAGACUCUGGAGUGCCAUAUACUUUUAAAGGGAUACUGGUUGUCAAUAUAGCAUGUACUGUUUUGCUAUGUCCUUCAUGAAAACCACUGAAAAUAUCCUAUACUGUAGUUUGAUUCCAUUUGAAAAAACUGUGCCUCACAAAAUGUACUGAGAAAUCUUUCGAGUGCUUUUUAAAUUAUUUUUUGUUGCCUUUUUUUUCAGGAGAGGGGAUUGUCAAAGAGUUGUUGAACUCAAUACAUAACUCAUUGAUUACAUAUCUUCUUCUCUGAGCUUGUACAUACUUAAUAUCCCUUUAUGCCAUAGUCCAUUCUAGAUAAUUUAUAAUGUUAUAGAGUAUUUUUCAGUAUUCAGUCUUCUACCCAUAUUUAAUUUGGUCUAUUUAUAUAUGCAGUGUUAUGUACCUGUGGCUGUCCUAUCUCCCCACCAUGUGUAAGGUCACUGAUGGCUACUCUCAGCAUGGAACCUCUCUGUGCUUUUCUAUGAAACCAACAUAAAAAACAAGUCAAAAAAUGAUUUGUUAACAUUCCCUUAAUGGAUCAUUUGUACUAGUGUACUGGUGACAUCUCCUCUGGAUUUUUCAACCCCUCUUAUCUAAGAGUGUGGGUGCUGUGUAGGAUUUUAACAUGCUGUGUGUUUGUGAACGUGUGUGUGUAUGAGGGGGUAUUCACGUGCAUUUGCCCAUGCACACAUCUGUGUGGAGGUGUUAGUAGGUUGUAUUUAAGUAUUUAAGUAAGUAGCGGACCUUUGUUUUGUCCGUCCUGCAAGAUGCAAAUACGAAUAAACUAUUGCUAGCAGCUCAACAUACACUACCACAACAACACCACCGUUUUAAAUUUGAAUAACAAUCUGCUUCCUUUCUGCCAUCAGUCCCAUCAUUAUUAGUUCUCUUUGUCUCUCCUUCACUAUUAACAUGUUUUCUGUGUCUAUGUAAAACAGUAAAGCAUAUUUAUUUUCAAAUUAUAUUGUUUUUAUAUAAAAUAAGGAAAAGGUUGCUGUGUUGUGAAUGCUGUGUUUUCAAGAGGUUUAACAAGGCAACAUGAGUUUUCCAUGUUUUUGUGUAGCAAGCUGAUACUCACACAUUGAAAAAGAAUCCCUGCAGAAUGUAAUCUGAAAGAAAACAGAACAGAGAAAUAAGAAAUUCCUGCACGCUUUUCAUGACAGACAGACAGAUAUUAAGCCUUAUGAAUAAAAUGGCACU
Molecule: messenger RNA, 3088 nt
Organism: Anoplopoma fimbria (sablefish)
Lineage: Eukaryota; Metazoa; Chordata; Actinopteri; Perciformes; Anoplopomatidae
Gene: vegfab
Product: vascular endothelial growth factor Ab
Exons: 8
Coding region: 526-1257 (243 amino acids)
Biological process (GO): response to hypoxia; vascular endothelial growth factor signaling pathway; induction of positive chemotaxis
Cellular component (GO): membrane
Molecular function (GO): heparin binding; growth factor activity; vascular endothelial growth factor receptor 1 binding
Source: RefSeq, a predicted model, not a curated record